AGUACACUUUAGGGCUGCUUCCCUCUCUCUCUUUCUCUCUCUCUUGUUUUUUCGUCUUCCCUCCCCAUCCCCCUCUAUUUCUCUGGCACCUUUUUACCAUGUCACCAACUUCUAUAUUUGUGUCACAAAAUACUGCUAAACGUCUAAAGACUGAGGAAUCUAAUUCGGUGGAGGAGAAGUUCUUUCCGGGUCUUUUUAGUCAAGAAUCCCGCGACACUAUACGAAAGGCCGUCCUGACAUCGCAACCUUAUCCGCAUUGUAAAAUAUCACAAUUAGUUGACGAUUCUCUUUUGAGACGUGUUCAUAAGGAGAUCUACAGGGAGCUAAACUUCACUAAUAAAGAAACUGAUAUUUACAAGGUAAAUCAAACAGGCGAUCUUGCAAAUAUGGAUGGCCUUAAUGAUGAUGAGCGUAACAAGCUUUCCGCUUUGUUUGAACUUCGUAACGCUAUAUACUCAAAAGAAUUUCGUGAAUUUGUGUCUGAAGUCACUGGCUGUGGUCUAUUAUCACCUACAAAAAUGGAUAUGAGUGUCAAUACUUACACAGAAGGAUGUCACCUUUUGAACCAUGACGAUGUAAUUGGCACACGUCGUAUCUCUUUUAUACUGUAUAUGCCUGGUGAUCCUGACGAAACUUGGGAUCCAAGUUAUGGUGGGGCUCUUGAACUCUAUCCGGUGGUUGAACGUGAUACCCCUGCCAAUGAACCUGUUGUGUCUGUACCUCCUCAAUGGAAUCAAUUUGCCAUGUUUACCGUCCUACCUGGUUACUCUUUCCAUUCUGUCGAAGAAGUAGUUGUUCAAAAUAAGCCACGUCUUUCUAUUCAAGGUUGGUUCCACUUUCCUCAGAUAGGUGAAAUGGGUUACAAGGAAGAUGCAGAAAAAAGUGACAGCCAGUCUUCUCUCCAACAAAUUGAAGCAGCUGUUGAUUCCAAGGAAAAAUAUAAGCAAUACAACACGGAAUUAACAGAUUCGGAUACAGAACUCUUAUCUGAGAAAGAUAUUGAAUACCUUUCUACUUGGAUGAAUCCCAUUUACCUUGAUUCCAGAUUUUUGACAAAAGUCACAGACAAAUUUCUUGAUGAGUCUGUAGUGCAAUUGAAAAAAAUACUAAACGAAGAAUUGUAUGCGCGCAUCAAAGUGGCAAUUGUUAAAGCUGACCAGCGUGAUGGUUUUACUGAAACUAGAAUACCUCCCCAUGGAAGUGGUAUCUGUGGUGAUUGGAAAGUUCAAGGAUCUCCUAUUUCCCAGCGAUUUCUCAAAUUGACCGAAGUUGCAAACUCUGAUGAAGAAACUUCGGUUAUGUUCGCAAAGUUACGUUCUCAUUUUGAAAGUGAAUCUUUUCGCCGUUGGUUGGCAGUUUUAUCCCAUUUACUGCCUAUUGGUUACAGAGGCGCGGCUCGUCGAUUCCGCCCAGGACAUGAUUUCACUCUAGCGACUACAAAUAAUCGUGGCCAAGCUGUCUUGGAUGUAACCCUAUGUUUGGCUACUAUAACCAAUGAGAAUGAUACAGAGAUGUGGAACACCUGUGAGUAUGGCGGAUACGAGUGUUACAUGUCUUCUCAUGAAGGUGAUGAUGAUCCUGCUACAUAUCGCUCUUUUGACGAUGAUGGUGCACUUCUAACUAUGGCUGCUGGUUAUAAUGAACUUUCCGUAGUUUUGAAAGACGAAGGUGUCAUGCGCUUUGUUAAAUAUGUCAGUGCUAGAGCCCCGGGAGCUCGUUGGGAUGUAUCUUUUGAAUACGACUUACCCGAAGAAGAAGAAGAGUCGUAAUUUAACUCGCCUGUCACUUUCAUAAUCAAUUCAUUUUUACAUACUCAUUUUUCAAGAAUAAAAUAUAAAAGCAUUUAAUCUAAAUAGA
Messenger RNA from Mucor mucedo, 1857 nucleotides. RefSeq names its product Oxoglutarate and iron-dependent oxygenase degradation C-term-domain-containing protein. The transcript has a single exon. Gene Ontology annotation, biological process: peptidyl-proline hydroxylation; regulation of translational termination. The record is from RefSeq and is a predicted model, not a curated record. Lineage: Eukaryota; Fungi; Mucoromycota; Mucoromycetes; Mucorales; Mucoraceae. Gene Ontology annotation, cellular component: cytoplasm. Gene Ontology annotation, molecular function: iron ion binding; peptidyl-proline dioxygenase activity; L-ascorbic acid binding. Bases 99 to 1769 code for a protein of 556 amino acids.